AUGGCGUCUAGGAACAGGGCUCAUGCACUAGUAAACAAAAUUUGUAGCUCAAGUGAAGCACAUAAUCUUGCACCCGCAACCUCAACUCCGAUUCCGAAACAAUUUCCGGAACAGAUUGAUCUUGCCACAUUUACAGACCUACAUUAUUAUGAAAGGAGCGAACCUCCGGGAGAAGAAAGAUUGAUCUUGGGGCCAUUUAAUACUGAUAACAACGCAGAUCUCGUUCAAUUAAAAGACUUGAUAGCGACAGAUUCACUGCCUUUGUUAGUAUGUGCAACACCAGCAUCAUCACCAACUUCGCCACCAACACCUAGACUAGAUUCUACUUCAUUUCGUGAUGACUUUUCGCCAGAUGACAGUGAUUACGAACCACCCAACCACGAUGCAAUAAGCUCUGAUUCCGAAAAUAUCCAACCAAAUAUUCAAAUUACGGACACUAUCCAGGAGGUAGUUCACUAUGGCGAUAUGACAGAAGGCCGGCGUCGACUAAAAGAAGCUCAACCAGAAAGAUGGAAAAAAAAUGUUACCAAGCGACUGCGAAUGGAGGGUAAAGAGUAUGUAGGGUACAAACGGCCAAGGGGUGAAAAAGUUCGACCCCAAUUUCGAAACUCAAGGGUCAUUGGACCUAGGUGUGUUUCGAAUUUCUGCAGAAAGAGUAAGAUCAGAUGUUGUGAUGAAGUAGGUGAUGACGAUAGGGAUAAGAUAUUUCAACAAUUCUGGAAUGACAUGGAUUGGCAUCAACGAAAAGUAUACGUAGCUAACAACGUAACUUUUCAGGGAAAAGGCAGACUAACAGUAUCUGAAAGUUCGAGAAGAUCAGGUACUUUAAUUUAUUUUCUUCCUGUUAGCAAUCCCAAUGAUGGCACCACAACUAAGAAGCGAGUAUGUCGUGAAAUGUUUCUUCAGACUCUUUGUCUCGGAUCAUUUUCAGUACAGAGUUGGGCCAAAAAAGGGCAAUGUGGCAUGCAUCCAUCAGAAGAAAAUAUGAAUCGUAACCGCCGUCCCAGAGCAUUACCUUGUCAGGGACGUGCGGAUGCCCUAAAUAGCUUUUUGGAUGGGUUGCCUAAAAUGCCGUCGCAUUACAAUCGUCUUAAAACCAGCAAAGUCUACCUAGAGCCCAUUUAUCGGAAUGUCAAUCACUUAUACAGUACAUACAAACAAUUUUGCUCAGAAAAGGAGGUUAAUCCCUAUGCUAGAAAUAAAUUUACACAGACACUUAAAUCUAAGAAUAUAGCUAUCCAUACAAUAAAGAAGGACAUGUGUGAUACCUGUGUGGGUCAUCAGACUGGUAAUGUGUCUGAGGAUGAUUUCCAAAUACACCUGUGCAAGAAAAAUCGAGCUCGUGAAGAAAAAAAUAAAGACAAAAGUGAAGCAAUUAAUGGUAAAUGCAUAGUUUUGACGAUGGAUUUACAAUCUGUUAAGGUGUGUCCGUUUAUCACCGCCAGCGCUGUUUAUUACAAGACCAAAUUGUGUGUGCACAAUUUUUCCAUUUACGAUUUAGCCUCACAUGAUUGUACUUGUUACUGGUUUACAGAAACGGAAGGUGAUUUAUCAGCAUCUACCUACGCAACAUUCAUUACAGAUUAUUUGACUCGCCAUUGCCUGCCCAAACGUUUACCAAUUAUAAUAUACUCAGAUGGCUGCACAAGCCAAAACAGAAAUAAUAUUUUAUCCAAUGCCCUAUUGAAUUUUUCUAUGCAAUAUGAAGUGUCUAUUGUUCAAAAGUACCUUGAGGUUGGACACACUCAGAUGGAAGGAGACUGUGUGCAUAGUGCCAUAGAAAGAAAAUUGAAAAAUAGAUUAAUCCACCUUCCAAGCGACUUUUUGUCGGUUACUAAAGAAGCCCGUAGAAAUCCCUAUGAAGCCAUUAUGGUUGACUACACAUUUUUUUAA
Molecule: messenger RNA, 1893 nt
Organism: Diatraea saccharalis (sugarcane borer)
Lineage: Eukaryota; Metazoa; Arthropoda; Insecta; Lepidoptera; Crambidae
Source: the annotation of a GenBank genome assembly